Molecule: messenger RNA, 393 nt
Organism: Oldenlandia corymbosa var. corymbosa
Lineage: Eukaryota; Viridiplantae; Streptophyta; Magnoliopsida; Gentianales; Rubiaceae
Source: the annotation of a GenBank genome assembly
AUGGCUCAAAUGAGCUUUCAAUCUCCUUUGCUACUACUUAUUAGCAUGAUGAUGGUCGUAGAAGUCCUUGCGGAAAUAGCACCUUCUCCCUGCGAUCCCGGUCCAUCAGAAAUUCCCGCAAUAUGUGACAAAAUAGUUCUAACGGACCUUAAUUUCAUCCACGCCGUUGAAUCAGCUGUUCGGGAUUUGGACAUGAACCUCACGUUCAUGGCUCUGAUUCAGGGCGAAAUAGGUUAUGGGGAGGGUCAGUCGUACACUCUACUUAUUCAGGUUCGCAACGGAACUGGUGGUGUUGGGUAUUAUGAGGUUAAAUUCUAUGAUUACAUCGAAGAAAUCCAAGAGUUGGCUCGUCCUUCGGAUUUUUUGUCACCAUGUGCGUUCAAGUACUGCUAG